AUGAUGAACAUGAAUCCGUUGACGCACUCACACCCACAUCCUCAGCCCCAUCUUCACCCUCAUUCGCAGCCCCACCUGCAGCAUCCGCAUCUCGGCCAGCAGCCGCCGCAGCUGCCUGUCGCGCUCCAAGGACAUCCCCACCCGGCCACCCACUUCGUGGAGUGCCGGGCAUUGCCGGCAAUCAACGAGACAUUUCCGCAAUUUGGCCAGCAUCGUCCGACGAUUGCGCUGCUGUCGCCGCUGGAUCUGUCGCUCCGGGCAGCGGCCAGUGUGGUGCCCAUUACGCCGCCAUCGACGCCCUCGCCACCCCGCAAGCGUCAGAGAUUAAUGUCCGAGGAGAAUUACCUGUGGCGGCCGCACAUGACGGGUCCGGCAGCAGGUCCUUCAGUUCCACCAGCUCCUGCUCUGGCCAUGCCGCCGGGUAGCAACUACUUCCUGCACCAGCAACAGGAGCCGCCGCAUCCCCAACAUCUGCAGCCGUACUCGCUGCGCAACUUCGAGGGGGCCGCCGUCGCCUUUAAUAAAAGCCAUUGCCCCGAGACGAAAAAUAACUUUCAGCAAAUUCCAACAAGUCAAUCGAGCGUGUCCAGGCGGCCCUCGCCCAUUUAUGUGGACGAUGAGACAAUCGUGUUGACCGAGGACGAGGACGAAACAGUUGUCAGUUCCCAUGACUACAAUGAUUAUGCCGCCACCGAGGAUACCGAGGAAGUCAACGAGGGCGACGAUGAGACGCUGCAGGUCCGGGUCAGCGGGGAUGAUGAAGAGGACGAUGAUGAGGAGGAGGUGUUCGUGGAUGUUUUGGGCAGCGACGAUGACGAGGACGGUAAAGUCGAAAAUGAGACAUUGGCCCAGGCCCAGACCCAGCUGGUGGAGACGCGGGCACUGAAGCGCAAUGAGCUGCUGUACGAGGACGAGGAGCUGCAUCACCAGGCCAUAGAUGGCCUGGCACGACUCUUUGACCGGGAGUUUCCAGACCCCGAGGUGGAGAUCACCCAGCUGUCCGAUGUGCAGAGCAACGGCGAGAAAACCUACACGGACUUGAGUGGCGGCAUGGCGACGGCAGAGUCGAUUGCUUCAAAUAAUCCGACUGCUUCACUUCCUCCUGCUCCUCAUCCUCAUCCUCUUCCUCCUCCUCCGCCGCCGCCCCCGCAUCCACCACGACCCCAGAAGGCGGAGCGUAAGCGUUCCAAGCUAAGGAAACACAUGGCCAUUGAUGAGGAGACCAUUAGUCCCGUGUCUGGUACCAUAAUCCGCAAGCUGCGCGAUGACGAGGAGCUGGUGGUGCGCAAAGGCGACAUUGAUCCGGCUUUCAAUGUGGUGGAAAUCACCGAGGAGGCCAAGGCCAUCCUGGCCAGCAUAGACAACAAGAUUGGUGACUAUCUCUGCCAGUUGUGCCGCACCGUCUACGAUGAUGCCUUCAUGCUGGCCCAACACCGAUGUCCCCGCAUCGUUCACAUCGAGUACAAGUGCUCCGAGUGCGAGAAGGUCUUUAAUUGUCCAGCUAAUCUGGCCUCCCAUCGACGUUGGCACAAGCCCAAGGCAGAUGCUGUCAGCGGAGGUUCCGUCGGUAAUCCCGGCAAGAAACGGCUUGUGGAGACCGGCGACAUUAUUGCGGAUUCGGUUAGAGCUGGCGAUGACAGCAACGAUGGCAUAUAUCCUUGCCACAUAUGUGGGAAGACAUUCCGGCGCCAAGCCUACCUGAAGAAGCACCAAGCCUCCCACCAGAUGCUGGAGAACCUAAAGAGCCUGGACUUCUUCAAGGCCCAGCAGCAGCAGCACCAGCAUCAACAACAGUUGGGCCACCCGCUGCCUGAUCAUGUCCAGCUCCCACAGGUGCCGUUGCCGGUGCCGGUAGCCUCUAGCACUGCCGCUCCUUAUGCCCCCACCCUGCCACGCCCGCCCUCUCAUGGACUGCCGCUCUAUCCACCGGCUGCUCCCGGCAAGAACUAUGCCACGGGUCAGCGGUUUCCCGGCUUUCCCUUCCAGCCCUUUGACCAGCGACGCUUCUAUUCUCUGGGUGAGUUCUAUCUGUCGCAGCACUUGGAGCGCUCCUCGGCCUUCCAGUAUGUCCAGGCCAAUCACCUGCGCCAGCUGUCCAAUGUGGCCCAGACUUUGCUGCCACCGCUGCCGGUCAAAUGA
Drosophila kikkawai is the source of this 2139-nucleotide messenger RNA. It is a transcript of the gene nerfin-2, whose product is annotated as nervous fingers 2. Gene Ontology annotation, cellular component: transcription repressor complex; nucleus. Gene Ontology annotation, molecular function: RNA polymerase II cis-regulatory region sequence-specific DNA binding; DNA-binding transcription repressor activity, RNA polymerase II-specific. Gene Ontology annotation, biological process: neuron differentiation; negative regulation of transcription by RNA polymerase II; regulation of cell cycle process. Lineage: Eukaryota; Metazoa; Arthropoda; Insecta; Diptera; Drosophilidae. The record is from RefSeq and is a predicted model, not a curated record.